Messenger RNA from Catharus ustulatus (Swainson's thrush), 606 nucleotides. RefSeq names its product scale keratin-like. The transcript has 2 exons. Bases 1 to 606 code for a protein of 201 amino acids. The record is from RefSeq and is a predicted model, not a curated record. Gene Ontology annotation, cellular component: intermediate filament. Gene Ontology annotation, molecular function: structural constituent of cytoskeleton. Lineage: Eukaryota; Metazoa; Chordata; Aves; Passeriformes; Turdidae.
AUGGGGCCAGGGAAGGUGACCACCACGGGGAGCGGCUGGAUCAAGGCAGACAAGUCAGGGCACUGGCGGGCGCACAGCUCGUUGCAGCUCUCAGCGAUGGGCUGGGGCACAGCCAUGCUGGUUUUGGUGGGGUACACAGCCCUCUGCUCCAUCUGUGGCCACUGUGGCUUGGGUGCUGCCUCGCUGCACUCCUGCCAUGGCUACCAUCUCUUGCAGAGCACUCUUGCACCCCUCACCAAGAUGUCCUGCUAUGACCUGUGCACCCCCAAAACCAGCGUGGCUGUGCCCCAGCCCAUCGCUGAGAGCUGCAACGAGCUGUGCGCCCGCCAGUGCCCCGAAUCGUCCGCCUUGAUCCAGCCGCCCCCCGUGGUGGUCACCUUCCCAGGCCCCAUCCUCACCUCCUUCCCCCAGCAAGCCGUGGUGGGCUCCUCUGGAGCACCGGCCUUUGGCGGCUCCCUGGGGCUGGGCGGCCUCUACGGCGCCGGCGCCACCCAGGCCUCGGGUGGCCUCUGCACCUUUGGCAGAGCCUGUGCUGCUCCCGCCUACAGCCCUUGCGCCCUGCCCCGCUACAGCAAGAAGCUCUGGGACACCUGCGGGCCCUGCUAG